Messenger RNA from Neospora caninum, 1281 nucleotides. RefSeq names its product putative aquaporin. The transcript has a single exon. Lineage: Eukaryota; Apicomplexa; Conoidasida; Eucoccidiorida; Sarcocystidae. The record is from RefSeq and is a predicted model, not a curated record. Gene Ontology annotation, biological process: transmembrane transport. The coding region runs from base 1 to 1281 and encodes 426 amino acids. Gene Ontology annotation, cellular component: plasma membrane. Gene Ontology annotation, molecular function: water channel activity.
AUGGAGGACUUUGAGAAAAAGAGCAUGGCGGCGGAGUUUGUUGGGAGCUUUGCACUCCUCUUCGCCGCCGAGCUCCUGAGCCUGUUCAGGUCGGACCUGUUCUCGUACGGCCUCGCGUUGUCCCUGACCUACGCCGUCGUGGCUUCAGCCCUCCACCAGUUCCGCGGUGUACAGCUAAACCCGAUCCUGACGCUGAUUGAAGUUUUUGCCGGACGCAUCAAGCUCAAGAGUGCUUUGAUGAGCAUGGUUCUUCAGUUUGCCGGAGCGGCUCUCGGAGCUUCGCUGGCGGCCUUGAUUUGCGGCGAGUCGGGCAUUCUGCCCGCUGGAAUAGAAGGCGCGGUGUCUUCAAAAAUUCUUCUCGCACAGCUCGUUUUCUGCACCACUUUGGCGUUUGCCCACAUCGAGACGUCAGCGGACGGCGGCCAACUCUCCGGCGUGACCGUGGCCCUAGUCACGUACGCCGCAUACACCGCGACCUUUGGCCUCUCUGGAUACCUCAACCCCGCAGUGGCGCUCGGCACAAAUAUCGGAAAUGCACUGCAAGGAACCUCAAUCAAUUACUCCCAGUUUGCGUCGUUUGUGGUGAUCCCCUUCUUGGCUGCGGCGGCGGGCUGGGGCGCCUACAAGCUGUCGUACGACAACCUGCUCAUGGCGGAAUUCUUUUCAAGUCUUUCCUUCACCUACUGCGCGUGCUGCGCUAUGACAGGGGAUAUCAAAGGCACCAACACAGCUAUCAGCAUUGGGUGCAUGGCGGCGGCGCUGAUUUACGCGAUAGGCUGGAAAUCUGGCGGCGCACUCAACCCAGCCGUCACCUUGGGCACGCUGGUCUCGGGUCACAACCGCGUCGCCGAUAUGCUGUUUUACUGCUUCUUCCAGUGUGGAGCAGGCGUUUUGGGAGCCGUCUUGGCGCGGUACACGAUGGGGCCUCUCGGGCUGUUCAACAUUCUAUCGUCAGGAAACCACAUCUCUGACCUCCUGACGCUGCUCCUCUUCAGUAUGCUCCUCAUGGCCGCCUAUUCCUUGACGUUUGGAGAUCUCUUUGGACGCCCUGCGGGGACUGUGAUCGGCGCGGUGUAUACAGCUUUCCACUUGGUUUCUUCUAAGGCCCUCACUCUCAACGUCCAAACAGCCUUCGGCAUCAUCAUCAGCCAGCUUCUUCUCAACGGCUACGCCGAAGACUGGGGGAGUGCCGUGGCGUGCCUUACCAUCCCCAUUCUCGGCUCUUUCCUCGCCUCCGGCCUCCUCUCGCUCCUACCUAGCCGAUACCAAAGACACGCAUGA